ACUGUAUUUAAAGAGGCGGCUUUCUUUCUCCACAUUGUAGCUAUCCAUAGUUCAAGGCUAGACAUUGUCACUUGGAGAGGCAUUUCAACUUUCACAGGUCAAAUCACGGUUUCAGGAGUAUGAGUUUAAGAUUCAUCACUUUUGAAAAUCGUUUCAUGGAAAAACAAGAAAAGCUAUUUAUACCUGGGACGACAUUUAAUCAAAGGGACACCUUUAGAGAAUCCUGAUCUCUAAUGCUUCUAUCCUUAAACUCUCCUGUAAAGAUUUUGGAGAAGCUUUUUGUCCUUAGGCCUUCCUUCGGUCCUUGUAUUGAUCAAACCGAAUCCGGAAAAUGGUUGGAUUGAGACCUACAGAUGUGCCUCCGUCAGCGGCUGUAAAGUUUGUGGGAGCAGGAACUGCAGCAUGCAUCGCUGACCUGAUCACCUUCCCUCUGGACACAGCCAAAGUGCGGCUGCAGAUCCAAGGCGAGAGCACAGCCUCAGGAUCUCCAGGGAAAGGCUCUGCAGUGAAGUAUCGGGGAGUGUUUGGCACCAUCACCACAAUGGUGCGCACAGAGGGGCCUCUGAGUCUUUACAAUGGACUGGUGGCAGGACUCCAGAGACAGAUGAGCUUUGCCUCCGUCCGCAUUGGUCUCUAUGACUCUGUUAAACAGUUCUACACUAAAGGCUCUGACCAUGUUGGCAUCGGCAGUCGGCUGCUUGCGGGUUGUACUACAGGUGCCAUGGCAGUUGCUUUGGCCCAGCCAACAGAUGUGGUCAAAGUCCGCUUCCAGGCACAGGCCAGGUCUCCCGGAAACACCAGACUUUAUAGUGGCACUAUUGACGCUUACAGGACCAUUGGCAAGGAAGAAGGCAUCCGUGGUCUGUGGAAAGGGACAGCUCCAAACAUCACACGAAACGCUAUUGUUAACUGCACAGAACUGGUGACAUAUGACUUCAUCAAAGAUAUGCUUCUUCAGUCCACUCCUCUGACAGAUAACCUCCCCUGUCACUUCGUGUCAGCUUUUGGAGCGGGGUUAUGCACAACAGUGAUCGCCUCUCCUGUCGAUGUGGUCAAGACGAGAUAUAUGAACUCUGCUCUUGGCCAAUACAGCAGUGUCCUCAACUGUGCUGCUGCUAUGAUGACCAAAGAGGGCCCCGGUGCCUUUUAUAAAGGGUUCAUGCCGUCGUUCUUACGCCUGGGCUCCUGGAACGUUGUGAUGUUUGUAACAUAUGAGCAGCUGAAAAGAGCCAUGAUGGCAGCGACUCACAGCAACACAGCGUUACUGUGAUCAUCGCUGUCUGCCAGAAGGCCGAGUUGUACCAGAGUUCAGUUGUAUUAUACACAAUUAUGUUUACUUCUUGUCGUAUUUCCAUGUAUGUUUCAACUUAUUGUAUUAAAAAACAGAAAAGACAGAAAUCUAACUA
Messenger RNA from Mugil cephalus (flathead mullet), 1406 nucleotides. It is a transcript of the gene ucp2, whose product is annotated as uncoupling protein 2. Bases 332 to 1270 code for a protein of 312 amino acids. Gene Ontology annotation, molecular function: oxidative phosphorylation uncoupler activity. The transcript has 8 exons. Gene Ontology annotation, biological process: adaptive thermogenesis; response to cold; mitochondrial transport. Lineage: Eukaryota; Metazoa; Chordata; Actinopteri; Mugiliformes; Mugilidae. Gene Ontology annotation, cellular component: mitochondrial membrane. The record is from RefSeq and is a predicted model, not a curated record.